Elephantulus edwardii (Cape elephant shrew) is the source of this 3390-nucleotide messenger RNA. RefSeq names its product proline, glutamate and leucine rich protein 1 (gene PELP1). NCBI's taxonomy places the organism in Eukaryota, Metazoa, Chordata, Mammalia, Macroscelidea, Macroscelididae. The transcript has 17 exons. The coding region runs from base 1 to 3390 and encodes 1129 amino acids. Gene Ontology annotation, cellular component: nucleus. The record is from RefSeq and is a predicted model, not a curated record. Gene Ontology annotation, biological process: rRNA processing.
AUGGCGGCAUCCGUUCUGAGCGGUCCCUCUGCGGGCUCGGCGGCCUGCGUUCCCGGUGGAACCGGGGGUCUCUCGGCGAUGAGUUCCGGUCCGCGUCUCCGCCUGUUGCUUCUGGAGAGCGUGUCAGGAUUGCUACAGCCUCGGACGGGGUCCACUGUUCCUUCCGUACAUCCCCCUGUCCGCCCGGUCCCACAUUUGCCUGGGCUCUUGUGCCUGUUGCAGCUCCAUGGGACGGUGGGCGGGGCCCAGAACCUUUCAGCUCUGGGAGCAUUGGUGGGUCUCAGUAAUGCACGUCUUGGUUCUGUCAAAACUCGGUUUGAGGGCUUGUGUCUGUUGUCCCUGCUGGUGGGAGAGAGCCCUACAGAGAUGUUCCAGCAGCACUGUGUCUCCUGGCUCCGGAGCAUUCAGCAAGUCUUACAGUCCCAGGACCCAGCGCCCACAAUGGAGUUGGCUGUGGCCAUUCUGAAGGACCUGCUCCGCUAUGCAGCCCAGCUUCCUACACUUUUCCGGGACAUCUCCAUGAACCACCUUCCUGGCCUUCUCACGUCCCUGCUGGGCCUUAGGCCCGAGUGUGAACUCUCAGCAUUGGAAGGAAUGAAGGCUUGUAUGAUCUAUUUUCCUCGGGCUUGUGGUUCUCUGAAAGGCAAGCUGGCUUCCUUCUUCCUUUCUCGAGUGGAGGCCCUGAGCCCCCAUCUGCAGCAGUUGGCAUGCGAAUGUUACUCUAGGUUGCCCUCCUUAGGGGCUGGCUUUUCGCAGGGCCUGAAGCACACAGAGAGCUGGGAGCAGGAGCUGCAUUGCCUGCUGGCCUCAUUGCAUAGCCUGCUGAGCACACUGUAUGAGGGAGCAGAGGCAGCUCCUGUGCAGUAUGAAGGGCCUGGGGCAGAUUUGCUGCUCUCUCCGUUAGAAGAUGGUGAUGCCCAUGCUCUCCUCAGACUUCGGCAGAAGUUUUCUGGACUGGCCCGCUGCCUGGGGCUCAUGCUCAGCUCUGAGUUUGGGGCUCCUGUGUCUGUCCCUGUGCAAGAAAUCCUGGAUCUCAUCUGUCGGACCCUCAGUGUUAGUGGCAAGAAUAUUAGCUUACUUGGAGAUGGCCCUUUGCGGUUGCUGCUGUUGCCCUCCAUUCACCUUGAAGCCUUGGAUCUGCUUUCUGCCCUCAUCCUUGCGUGUGGAAGCCGCCUCUUACGCUUUGGGGGCUUGAUCAGUCGCCUGCUCCCCCAGGUCCUCGGUGCCUGGAGCAUGGGCAGGGAUACCCUCUCCUCAGGUCAAGAGAGACCUUACAGCAUCGUGCGGGCCAAAGUAUACGCUGUGCUGGAGCUGUGGGUCAAGGUGUGUGGUGCCUCAGCCGGCGUGCUCCAGGGAGGAGCUUCAGCAGAGGCCCUGCUCACCCACCUGCUCAGUGACAUCUCUCCCCCAGCCGACGCCCUUAAGCUGCGUAGUCCUCGGGGAAGUCCCGAUGGGGCUUUGCAGACUGGAAAGCCCAGUGCCCCCAAGAAACUGAAGCUGGAUGUUGGGGAGCCAGUGGCCCCGCCCAGUUACCGGAAAGGGGACAGCAAUGCUAACAGUGAUGUGUGUGCAGCAGCUCUGAGAGGCCUCAGCCGGACCAUACUUUUAUGUGGGCCUCUCAUCAAGGAGGAGACUCACAGGAGACUGCAUGAUCUGGUGCUGCCCUUGGUCAUGGCUGUUCAGCAGGGUGAAGUCCUGGGCAGCUCCCCAUAUACCAGUUCUCAUUGUCGCCGGGAACUUUACCAGCUGCUACUGGCGCUGCUGUUAGCACCUUCGCCUCGGUGUCCACCUCCUCUGGCCUGUGCCCUGCAGGCCUUCUCCCUUGGCCAGCGAGAAGACAACCUCGAGGUCUCCUCCUUCUGCUCAGAAGCACUGGUGACUUGUGCUGCCUUGACACACCCUCGAGUCCCUCCCCUGCAGUCCAUGGGCCCCACCUGCUCCACACCUGCCCCCGUCCCCCUUCCGGAGGCUCCAUCCCCUUUCAGGCCCCCACCCUUUCAUCCCACAGGCACCAUGCCUUCAGUGGGCCCCAUGCCCUCGGUGGGCUCCAUACCCACAGCAGGCUCCAUGCCCACAGCAGGCCCCAUCCCCUCUGUGCGCCCUGGACCACCAGCCACAACCAACCACCUCGGCCUCUCUGUCCCAGGCCUUGUGUCUGUGCCACCUCGGCUCUUGUCUGGCCCUGAGAACCAUCGAGCAGUCCCAGAUGAGGACCCAGUCCUUGCUCCAUCUGGCAGUCCCCCUCCUUCUGUGCCCUCCGAUGAGACAUUUGGGGGGAGAGUGCCCAGACCAGCAUUUGUUCACUAUGAUAAAGAGGAGGCAUCUGAUGUGGAGAUCUCCUUAGAGAGUGACUCUGAUGACAGUGUGGUGAUUGUGCCUGAGGGGCUCCCACCACUCCCACCUCCACCUCCCUCAGGCACCACACCUCCCCCGGUGGCCCCAGCUGGACCAUCAUCAGCUGCCUCCCCUGUGCCAGCCAAGGAGGAACCAGAAGAGCUUCCUGCAGCCCCAGGGCCUCUUCCACCACCCCCUCCCCUUCCUGUUCCUGGUCCAAUAACGCUCCCACCACCACAGUUGGUCCCUGAAGGAACGCCUGGUGGAGGAGGACCCCCAGCUUUAGAAGAAGAUUUGACAGUCAUUAAUAUCAACAGCAGUGAUGAGGAGGAGGAGGAGGAGGAAGAAGAAGAGGAGGAGGAAGAGGAGGAAGAAGAGGAGGAAGAGGACUUUGAAGAAGAAGAUGAAGAAGAGUAUUUUGAAGAGGAAGAAGAGGAGGAGGAAGAGUUUGAGGAAGAAUUUGAGGAGGAAGAAGGUGAAUUAGAGGAAGAAGAAGAGGAGGAGGAUGAGGAAGAGGAAGAAGAGUUGGAAGAGGUAGAAGAACUGGAGUUUGGUUCAGCAGGAGGGGAGGUGGAAGAAGGUGAACCUCCACCGCCUGCGCUGCCUCCAGCUCUGCCCUCCUCCGAGUCUCCCAAGGCACAGCCUGAGCCCGAACCUGAGCCAGGACUGCUGUUGGAAGUGGAGGAGCCAGGAGCAGAAGACGACCAUGGGGCUGAGAUGGCCCCCACCCUAGCCCCGGAGGUCCUGCCCUCCCAGGGAGAGGGGGAAAGGGAAGGAGGAAGCCCUUCAGCAGGGCCACCACCUCAGGAGCUUAUUGAAGAAGAGCCUUCUGCCCCGCCACCCCUGCUGGAAGAGGGGACUGAGAAUGGGGGUGACAAAGCACCCCCACCCCCGGAGACAUCUGCUGAGGAGGAGAUGGAGACAGAGGCAGAGACGGAGGCAACAGCAGCUCAUGAGGAAAAGGAGCAGGAUGACACAGCUGCCAUGCUGGCUGACUUCAUUGAUUGUCCCCCUGAUGAUGACAAGCCACCACCUGCCACGGAGCCUGAUUCUUAG